AUGAAGCAAACCGCAAUGUUUAAAAUGAGGAGGAAAAACAUUUAUCGAUACUGUGUCUGUGUGUGUGUGUUAUUGUACAUAUACUAUUUCUUUGGUGUCAGUGACUAUGUGUUUUCCAAAAGCUUCGACAAUAAUUUCGAUUAUCCUUUAAAUAUCGACAUUCAACCAAUUGUAAAUGAUGUAUUAUCAGGAAGAAAGCCCAGUGUAACACCAAUAAACUACUACCCUUAUAGGUUCUUGACUAAUUCGGGGAAAUGUUCCACAAUUAAACAAUUAGAUUUAUUCAUUAUUGUUAAAUCAGCGAUGGGCAAUUUUGAUCAUCGAUCCGCAAUCCGACAGACGUUUGCUAAAGAGAAUGCGGUGCGCGGCAAGACGGUCAAAACUUUAUUCUUCCUGGGCAUAGAUGAUGCACCGAAAUCGGAGACUCAAAUGAAAAUAGACGAAGAAAUGGCGCAGUUCAAAGACAUAAUACAAAUCGAUUUUCUAGAUACAUAUUUUAACAAUACUAUAAAAACUGUGAUGUCAUUCCGUUGGCUGUAUGAGCAUUGCCCCAUGGCUGAUUACUACCUCUUUACAGAUGAUGACAUGUACAUUUCUGUGAAGAAUUUGUUGAGCUAUGUUCACGGUGAACGAGAUGGCAUGAUAAGUGAGAAAGAGAGAGUGCUAUUCGCUGGUUACGUCUUCAAAUCCAUUCCGCAGCGAUUCCGUUCGAGUAAAUGGAGGGUGUCUUUGGAAGAAUAUCCGUGGGACAAAUGGCCGCCGUACGUUACAGCGGGGGCGUUCGUGCUUUCCAAUAAAUCUAUGAAGAUGUUAUAUGUAGCGAGUUUGUUCGUGAAACAUUUCCGCUUCGACGACAUAUACCUUGGUAUAGUGGCUAAGAAAGUCGGCAUUGAACCAACGCACUGUGCGAAUUUUCACUUUUAUAAAAAGAAGUAUAGUAAAGAUGGAUAUAAGAAUGUGAUAGCGUCUCAUGGAUAUGAUGAUAAAGAGGAACUGAUUAGAGUUUGGAAUGAGCAGAAUUAAUUUUCUUUUUGAAUAUAAAUAUACAAUAUAUGCUUAUUUUGAAGAGGUAUCCGCACGCGUAGUCGAAGUGAAUAAUAAACAUUCCUGGAUUCCAAUGAAAAACUAUCCAUUGUUCUCAAGUCUCAAAGUAUAUCUAUUCCAAAUUUCAUCAAAAUCGGUUCACUGGUUUAGGCGUAAAGAAGAGACAGAGUUACUUAGAAUUUUUAAUAAUCAAGUAAGUAGGGAUGUAAAUGGAAAGAUAAUCAUGAUAAGAAACUGAUUUGCCAGUUUAUCAACUUUUUGGUUCCGUGUAUUAUUUCAUCAUACCUAUAAUAAGUAUAACUUGAAUUUAUAUGUUUUUAAUACUCAUUGCUUUCGACUGGGUGAACCUCAUUUGACGGUUCUUUUUUAUUUUUAAGUGUGUUCCUUCCGUGUGGUCCGAUUUAAAUAUGGUAUAGGUUUUUUGAAGGUGAUUUAGUAUUUUUUGUUAAAAAUAAUAAUUAUUCAAAUCAAUGUUGACGUUUAUUGAAAUUCCUAACUAAAUAUUUCAUGUUUUGCAUAAAUUUUUGAAAGUUUGUAUUAGUUAUUUGUGUUUUAUUACGAAAUAUGUACAUAAACAUUCUUCAGUACUUUAAGAAAGAAUGAGUGUGAGUGUGAGGUGUAGAGGGCCAUUCCUCUAAUUUAAAUGCUACUCAUUAGGAAAUAUUCAAAUAUUAUAUUUAAAAUUAUUUUAGGUUCACGAUUUAGUUAAAAAAUCAGUUUAGAGUAAGAAGUCGGGAAUAAAUAAUAAAAAAUUCAAUGCACUUCAGUUAUUGAGCGAUGAGCGAGUCGCUUAUUUGUAUACGCAAAGCCUUGUCCAUGUUAGGGUUUAUUUAAUAAAAUAAUGUAAAAAAAAUCUCAUUUUCUCUUUUAGUUAUAAAAUAUUUACGUAAGUAUUUGUUACUUUGAUUCGCUUUCUUUCAAAGCCUUGGAAGUUAACUUUAGAACCAAGAUGGUUCUAAAGUUAACUUCCAAAAUAAACAAUGGGUGGUAAUAAGGUGUAUUGAACAUAUAGGGAAAUAGAUUUUUAACUACAGUUAUCACACACGGAAUGAUUCUGGUAAUUUUUUAUUGUAAUAAUUUAUAAUGAUAUGGAGAUCUGAUAUGUACUAACUGUAAGUUUAAGUGGGGGUAAUAAAACAAUAUCAGUACAUA
Molecule: messenger RNA, 2196 nt
Organism: Zerene cesonia (dogface butterfly)
Lineage: Eukaryota; Metazoa; Arthropoda; Insecta; Lepidoptera; Pieridae
Product: beta-1,3-galactosyltransferase brn
Exons: 1
Coding region: 1-1023 (340 amino acids)
Cellular component (GO): membrane
Molecular function (GO): UDP-glycosyltransferase activity; hexosyltransferase activity
Source: RefSeq, a predicted model, not a curated record